AUAAGGGAGUUUUUCCAUGCUAACAAAGCAAGCAAAACAUUGCAGAGAAGCUUGUUACUAGCUUGCUAUUUAACUUUGCAUAAACAGAAAGUUGCAUUCAUGGCGGCUGUGUCUUCAAAAUGGGUUUCUUUUCUUCUACUUUCCUUGUGCAUUGUUCUUCAUUUGAGUGCUAUCACUCUUGGUGACGACAAACUCGACAAAACUAGGUUUGGUGACGAUAACUGUGGGUUUGGUCGAAGAGGCUGUGGUGGUCGGUUUGGUGUUGGUGGAGGCGGUGGUUUUGGUGGGGGAGGUGGAGGUGGAGGUGGUGUUGGUGGUGGGUCAGGUCAUGGUGGAGGCUUUGGAGCUGGAGGUGGUGUAGGUGGCGGGCUCGGAGGCGGUGCUGGAGGAGGUGGAGGUGGAGGCGGCGGCGGAGGUGGAGGUGGUGGAGGUGUGGGUGGCGGUUCAGGUCAUGGAGGGGGCUUCGGGGCAGGAGGCGGUGUAGGUGGUGGUCUUGGAGGUGGUGCUGGUGGAGGAGGAGGUGGUGGAGGCGGAGGAGGGGGUGGUAUUGGUGGUGGUUCGGGAAGUGGCGGGGGCUUUGGAGCUGGAGGCGGUGUAGGUGGUGGCCUUGGAGGUGGUGCUGGUGGAGGCGGUGGGGGAGGAGGGGGUGGUGGAGGCAUAGGUGGAGGAUCAGGCCACGGAGGCGGCUUCGGUGCAGGUGGUGGUGCUGGAGGUGGUUUAGGUGGCGGCAGGGGUGGUGGAGCAGGUGGUGGGUUUGGAGUUGGAAUAGGCGUUGGUGUAGGAGUUGGAGUUGGUGCAGGUGCUGGCCAGGGAUCUGGUAGUGGUUCUGGCCGUGGUAACGAUGGCAGACAUUAA
Messenger RNA from Populus nigra (black poplar), 855 nucleotides. Its product is annotated as glycine-rich cell wall structural protein 1-like. Lineage: Eukaryota; Viridiplantae; Streptophyta; Magnoliopsida; Malpighiales; Salicaceae. The transcript has 3 exons. The record is from RefSeq and is a predicted model, not a curated record. The coding region runs from base 100 to 855 and encodes 251 amino acids.